This is a messenger RNA of Cladocopium goreaui, 642 nucleotides long. Lineage: Eukaryota; Dinophyceae; Suessiales; Symbiodiniaceae. The record is from the annotation of a GenBank genome assembly.
AUGCGCCUCUUGACUCAUAGUGUUCAUGUCGCUGUGAUAUAUCUCUGGGUAAGCCAUUUACAGCGCAAUCGCUAUUUGCAUUAUUUGCAUUUCAGUUUGGAGGCCAUGGCUCUUUCCCGCUCCAGCGGUGCUGUUCGAAGGUUCUUCUGGUCCCGUGGCAACCCAGUGGUCGACAAGGCCACCAAGCUGAUUGAAGCAAAUCCGUGUGUUGUUUUCUCCAAAUCAACAUGCCCAUUUUGUGAUAUGGCCAAGAGCGUUUUGCUCAACGACCUGAAGGCGAAGGUUCACGUCAUGGAGAUUGAUCGUGAAUUGAGUGGCGAUGAAAUGUCUGCAUUGCAGGACCACUUUCUGAAGACCACAGGGGCACGAUCAGUGCCGCGAGUUUUCAUUGAGGGAAAUUGCAUAGGUGGCGGUACAGAUGUUGCAGCUUUGGCGGAAAGGGGUGAGCUGAAAGACAUGCUGGUGAAGGCAAAAGCACUUGAAGAAUUAUGCAGGGAGGAGCCCUGCAGUUUGCCAGGAAAACUCAGCAUGUCGUCUCACCACGUGUUUUCCACAACCGGCUUAGCGCAAACCAAAGACCACAAGCAAAAUGGAUCAAAAAUUACAGCAGAACACUUGGAAAGAGAGAAACCAGAUGCUUGA